GCGCGCAUGUGCGGUGGAGAGGGUGUGGGUCCAGCUGACUCGCUCCACAGCAACAAUAAUUUUGGAGAGCCAGUCCUCUGUCGCGCACGUGGGCGUCCGUGUUCGUGCGUGGCUUUAAAGCGUUGAAGCUCGCGGAAGUGGCUCCUAGAGUGGAGAUGGCGCGAGACCUGGAGGGGAGCGCGUGUGCGCAUCUGCCUUAAGCUGAGCGCCUCUGCGCGCAGAGGCGCAGACGCGGCGCAGCGCAGCCCCAGAGGCAGAGAUGGCCGCGCACUUUCGCCUUUUGCUAAUUUUGGUGCACUUCUUUCUGAACUGGACAGCCUCGGACUGCACGGAGGUGGACGUGUGCGUGCCUGUGCGCGUGGCUCAUCCGCAAGGGCGCAUGGAACGCACGCCUGGCGCACCGGUUGCGUUCAAGCUGACCGCGUUUAAGCGAGACUUUUUCCUCCACCUGGCUCCGGACUCCAGCUUCCACGCGCUGGAAAGUCCGCCACCCACGCGCACGCGGCUGUGCUUUUACGCGGGCCACGUGAACGCAGACCCGGACUCUGUCGCUGCGUUGAGCAUAUGCGGGGGUCUGAGGGGGGCAUUCUCCUUUGACGGUAUGGAUUAUUUCAUCGCCCCGCAGAGCGGGGACCAGCAGGAAAUAAAGCACACCAUCAGCCGCCGCAGGAGCGGCGCGCACGAGCGCAGCAGGUGCGGAGUUUCACCUGACUCCAACCUAACCCUCUCCCUGCAGAAGUACAGCCACAUGAAGGAGAUGUACUCCAACAGCCUCACCCAGGGCUUCUGGGGGUCCCUGGGGAGAUCCAAGAGGUUCGCCUCCACCCCCAGGUUCGUGGAGGUUCUGGUGGUGGCGGAUGAAUCCAUGGUCAAGUUCCACGGGGACGACCUGAAGCAUUACCUGCUGACCCUCAUGUCCGUGGCCGCCAGGCUCUACAAGCACCCCAGCAUCCUGAACCCCAUCAACAUCGUGGUGGUGGGCUUCAUGGUGAUCCACGAGGCCAACAAGGGUCCCAAGGUCUCCAGCAACGCCGCCCUGACUCUGCGCAACUUCUGCUCCUGGCAGAAAAAGCUCAACAAACACAACGACCAGCACCCGGAGUACUGGGACAGAUCUUUGCGGAGCUUCAACCUGCGACACCCUGGGGAUGGCUGAUGUUGGAACCAUGUGUGACCCCAAGAGGAGCUGCUCGGUCAUCGAAGAUGAUGGUCUACCGUCUGCUUUUACCACAGCCCAUGAGCUGGGUCACAUCUUCAACAUGCCCCACGACAACGUGAAGGCGUGUGAGGAGGUCUUUGGGAAACUGAAAGAUGACCACAUGAUGUCCCCCACUCUGAUCCAGAUCAACAGGAGCCGGCCCUGGUCUGUGUGCAGUGCUGCCAUCAUCACAGAGUUUCUGGACAGAGGUCACGGAGACUGUCUGUUGGACCAGCCUCAGAAGCAGAUGGCUCUCCACGAAAGCCUCCCUGGCUCCUCCUACAGCCUGCACCGCCAGUGCGAGCUUGCCUUCGGCCCGGGCUCCAAGCCCUGCCCCUACAUGCAGUCCUGCUCCAAGCUGUGGUGCACCGGGAAGGCCCGCGGGCAGCUUGUGUGUCAGACCCGCCACUUCCCCUGGGCAGACGGCACCAGCUGUGGCCCUGAAAAGGUUUGCUACCGGAGCAGCUGCGUCGACAAGAACACCACCGUGCACGUCAAGGUGGACGGCCGCUGGGGGAAGUGGGGUGCGUUCGGUGACUGCUCCAGAAGCUGUGGGGGCGGGGUGCAGCUGGCCAAGAGAGAAUGCAACAACCCAGCCCCAGAGCAUGGUGGGAAAUACUGCUAUGGUCUACGCCUCAAGUACCGCUCCUGCAACCUCAGUCCUUGUCCCAAAACAGGUAAGAGCUUCCGUGAGGAGCAGUGCGAGGCCUACAACGGCUUCAACCUGAACACCAGUCGACUGGGCUCCACCGUGGUUUGGGUUCCCAAAUACUCCGGCAUCUCUCCCAAGGACAAAUGCAAGCUCACCUGCAGAGCCAACGGGACAGGAUACUUCUACGUUCUCUCCCCAAAGGUGGUGGACGGGACGCCUUGUUCCCCUGACACCACAGCCGUGUGUGUUCAGGGAAAGUGUAUCAAGGCUGGCUGUGAUGGCAAGCUGGAGUCCAACAGGAAGUUUGACAAGUGCGGCGUGUGCGGCGGGGACAACCAGGGCUGCAAGAAGGUCUCAGGGAUGUUCACAAAGCCUGUUCAUGGCUACAACUUCGUGGUGACGCUGCCGGUUGGAGCCUCCAACGUCGAUGUGCGUCAGCGCGGCUACCGUGGAAUGGCGAGCGACGAAAACUACCUUGCCUUGAAGAACAGCCACGGGAAUUAUCUCCUGAAUGGGAACUAUGUGGUAUCGGCCAUGGAGCGGGACCUGCUGGUUCAGGGCAGCCUUCUCCGCUACAGCGGCACCUCCACAUCCGUGGAGAUGCUCCGGGCGGUGCGACCCCUGCAGGAGCCUCUGACUGUGGAGGUGCUCUCUGUUGGGAACAUGACGCCUCCAAGGAUUCGCUACUCCUACUACAUUUCCAAAGAGAGCAAGGUGGAGAAAACUCUCUGGAAGGAGGAGAAAAGCCACAACAGCGUCUUGGUUGACAGUAACAAAAUAGAGACUAAGAAGCAAAUAAUGGCCAGGAAGCCUGCCAGUCACUGGGUUAGCGGUAGCUGGGAUUCGUGCUCGGUGUCGUGUGGGAACGGUCUGCAGAGGAGACUGGUUCAGUGCAAGAGCGUGGAUGGACUCCCAGCAGGCAACUGUGACAGUGCUGAAAGACCUGCAGCUGUGAGAGUCUGCGGGGAUCCAUGCCCUGUGUGGGACGUGGGAUCCUGGUCUCACUGCUCCAAGUCCUGUGGGCGGGGCUUCAAACGGCGGCUGGUGCGCUGCAUGACUGACAACGGUCUCAAUCUUCCCAGGGAGCACUGCUCUGGGAAGAGGAAGCCUCAGGAACUGGACCUCUGCAGCCUGAUGUCAUGUUAGACCCAGGCAGGCGGGGCUCGUUUCACAAGAACCUCCUAAUUCAGGCAGCAGCAUCUCUGUUGUGUUGGAAAAUGUUUCUGAAGGGCUUUCCUGUACACUGAUGUCUACAGGGAUCUAGACUCAGACCUGAGAACACAUGGACCUACGUGAGACUUGAACUUUGUGACUUGUGGACAACGUUCCAUUAAUGACAUUCUGUUUACCUCUAGGACCAUCAGUGUCAGAUUUAAGUCUUUUAUUGUGUCCCUGGUGGUUAUUUGAAAGUACCAUUGUGGCCAAAUGUGACAGUAACUUGUUCUCUAACGGACAGACUUAUUUCUGUUUAAUUAAAGCUACUGCCCUGAA
This is a messenger RNA of Oryzias melastigma (Indian medaka), 3341 nucleotides long. It is a transcript of the gene adamts15b, whose product is annotated as A disintegrin and metalloproteinase with thrombospondin motifs 15. Gene Ontology annotation, biological process: proteolysis; extracellular matrix organization. Gene Ontology annotation, molecular function: zinc ion binding; metalloendopeptidase activity. Lineage: Eukaryota; Metazoa; Chordata; Actinopteri; Beloniformes; Adrianichthyidae. The record is from RefSeq and is a predicted model, not a curated record.